CCUAAAGCUAAACAUACCUAUUCAUUUCUUGGAAAACUAUGUUUGUUGGGUUCUUUUAUUAUUAUUAUUAUUACAAUUUAUAUUUUUAACAUUUGCAGCUGAGGUGAAAAAAAGCUAUGGCCUCAAAGUUGGUUUUGCAGAGAAGGCUCCUCAGGUUUUUGCAACUGUUAGCGCCUUCUUCAUCUUCUUCCACUCAUAUGGUCCCAUUCCUUUCUAAAAGUAGCCUUCUUCCUUCUCGCACAUCUUAUUCUAGAAAUUUGUGCUCUGGCAAUUUUAAUCUUGAUGAAUCUCAAGCCCCCCUGACUGUUGAUUACCGUUCUCUACUGGAUGAGAGUGAAUUCCAUAGACUUGCUGAUUCCACAAUACAUAGCGUACAAGAGAAGUUAGAGGACUAUGGAGACUUAGUUGAAGUUGAUGGAUUUGACAUAGACUAUGGGAAUGAUGUUUUGACUGUAAAACUUGGCGAUCUUGGCACCUAUGUAUUGAACAAACAAACUCCAAAUCGACAACUUUGGCUCUCUUCUCCACUGAGUGGUCCUUCAAGGUUUGAUUGGGAUCGGGAUAUCAAGGCUUGGAUUUAUAGACGGAACAAAGCAAACUUGUAUAAAAUCUUGGAAGGUGAGUUGGAGCAGUUAUGUGGCAAAGCUAUCGUUCUUUCCUAAGCUGUUGAAAAGGUGCCGUUUUUAUGUAGAAGACAGAAGUUAAUAAUGAUUGUAUCAUGUAAAUAAUCAGCAUAAAAUAGUAGUGAUUAACAAAUUCUUUUUUGAAGUUAUACUAUCUUUUCAGCUUACUUAUUGGGAGGAUUAUUGUUGCAUUGGGCAUUGUGGUAAGUUAUCCUACCAUUUUGGCUUCCAGUUUUGGAGGUUUAAGGAAUACUAGGCCUGCAUCAUAAAUGCUGAGAUGAGAAAUGGAGUAAAAGCAUAAUAAGAUAUGUAAUUAUGUAUGGAUAUGUAGCAGUGUUGUUUUAAUUCAGCAGUUCCGCAAUAAUCUUGAAAUUAAAAGUAAUUAUGGAUGGA
Vigna radiata var. radiata (mung bean) is the source of this 1016-nucleotide messenger RNA. Its product is annotated as frataxin, mitochondrial-like. Gene Ontology annotation, molecular function: ferroxidase activity; ferric iron binding; ferrous iron binding. Gene Ontology annotation, cellular component: mitochondrion. Gene Ontology annotation, biological process: iron incorporation into metallo-sulfur cluster; intracellular iron ion homeostasis. The record is from RefSeq and is a predicted model, not a curated record. The transcript is spliced from 5 exons. Bases 117 to 662 code for a protein of 181 amino acids. Lineage: Eukaryota; Viridiplantae; Streptophyta; Magnoliopsida; Fabales; Fabaceae.